Molecule: messenger RNA, 1845 nt
Organism: Paramecium pentaurelia
Lineage: Eukaryota; Ciliophora; Oligohymenophorea; Peniculida; Parameciidae
Source: the annotation of a GenBank genome assembly
CAUGUACCUCUCUUAAAAAACUUAAUUAAGAUUAGCCAAUUUAAUUACUACCAUAGCUGAAGGGGAGAAGAAAACAGAAAUUUUCAGAUAAGUGUUGGCUGAAUAUAAUAUGUUUGAACCCUACACAGCAUUCAAAAGAUUAGAUUACAAGAAAACUGGACAAUUAACCGUUUCAGAUUUGGUUAAUUUUUUACUAGAAAACAAAAUAAAUGCAUCUAAUUCUUAAGCUGAAUAUUUAUUUAAGAAAUUAGAUUAGAACAAAGAUGGUAGAAUCACAUAUCCAGAGUAAACCAAUAUUUCUAUAAGUCUAGUUUUAUUUAGUUUAUAUUACCUAAAGAAGAUUCUAGAUUAAGGCAUAUUGUAUCCUAAAGAGAGUACUCUUCUAAUAAAAUUAAUAAAUAAUUACCUACUGAAGUCGAAUGGGGACUUUCUAAAGUUUUCUACUAAGAAAUUAAAAAUUAUAUGUAUUUUUUGUCCUUUUUAUUAUAGUUCAAUUUCUACUGCCUAAGAAAUUUUGACUGGAUGUGCAGAUUUUACUUCUCUUGAUGCUUUUAGAUGCAUUGAUCAAGCAUUUUUAGGAUACAUUACAAUUGAAACGUAGGAUAAUUUUAUAUUUACUUUAGACUUUAAAACUUUUUGAAAUAAAACGGAAUUAGAUUGUCCUUUGAUGAUUUAAUUGCUUUUUUUAGGGUUGUUGAUUAAGAUGCAGAUGGAAAAAUCAAUUAUUCUGAAUUAUUAGAAGCUAUAACUUUUACUCCAGAUUAUUUUUAGCAAGAAAGAUAAUUUGUAGAUGAAUUAAGAAAGAGUAGAGAAAAAAUAAUACAAUUAGAAAAAGAAAGAGAAGAAAUUAAUAAUCUUAAAAGAAGCAGAGAAAGAAUUGAAGAACUCAAAAAAAGUAGAGAAUAUUUAGAAGAAUUAAGAAAAAGUAGAGAAAAAGUUGAAUAGCUUGAAGAAUUAAGACAGAGUAGUGAAAGACAAGAAGAUCUCAAAAAAAGCAGAGAAAGGUUAGAAUAAUUAAAAAAUAGCAGAGAAAGGAUGGAAAAACUCAAAUAUAGUAGUGAAAAAGUAUAAGAUUUUAAAAAUAGUAGAGAAAGUUUAGAGGAUUUAAAAAAAAGUAGAGAAAUAUUAUAGGAAUUAAAAUCAAGUAGAGAGAGACUAAAUUAAUUGGAGGAAUUAAAGAAAAGUAGAUAAAAAAUAGAAGAAUUAGAAGAAUUAAAAAAAAGCAGAGAAAGGUAGGCUUAGAUCGCAGAAUUAAGGUAAAGUAGAGAACGUCUUGAAGAUUUAAGAAAAAGUAGAGAAAAACUUUAAUAAAUGGAAUAUGAGAGGAAAAAUUAUGAUAAAAUGGAAGAAUUAAAAAAAUCUAGAGAGAGGAUUGAAGAGCUUUAAAAAUAAAGAAAAAAGAUGGAAGAAUUGAGAAAUUAUUAAGAGAGCUUAGAAUUAUAAAAAAAAGAAAGAGAUGGAAUGGAUUUGAGAAGAAGUUAAGAAAGAAUAUAAGAGUUGAAAAAGAGUAGACAAAGAAUAGACUAAAUGGAAGCCUUAAGAAAUAGUAGAGAAUAGGAACGCACUAUACAAGAAAUGAGACAGAGUAGAGAAAGAAUAGAAUAAUUAAGAGAUUCUGAACUGAGAAUUUAGCAAUUAGAAAAUUAACGUAGAAGUUUAGAAAGAAGUAGAUAAUUAGAGAAAAUAGAAAGAGAUUUAGAAUAUGAAAGAUAAAGAAGUUAGGAGAGAAUAUAAAGAUUAGAAUUAGAGGCUGAAAUUGAAAGAAAGGAAAGAGAGAGAGCAUUAGAAGAAGAGAUAAAUUUUGUUUAGAGUAGAAUUUAUGAUACACCAAAGAGAAGAUAUUGA